Messenger RNA from Cryptomeria japonica (Japanese cedar), 1617 nucleotides. Its product is annotated as polygalacturonase. Gene Ontology annotation, biological process: carbohydrate metabolic process. The transcript has 9 exons. Gene Ontology annotation, molecular function: polygalacturonase activity. NCBI's taxonomy places the organism in Eukaryota, Viridiplantae, Streptophyta, Pinopsida, Cupressales, Cupressaceae. The coding region runs from base 56 to 1267 and encodes 403 amino acids. The record is from RefSeq and is a predicted model, not a curated record.
ACAGAUUGCCCUUCAAUUCAUUUUCUGCACAGACUUCAAAGCAAUCAAUCUUCCAAUGGGAAAUAUUCCCACUCUCUUUCACAGUUUGUCAUUCUGUACUAUGAUUCUGAUCAUCAUGUUUUACAUGCCAGCAGAAGCUUCAGUCUUUAAUGUGGAAACAUAUGGUGCAGUGGGCAAUGGAGUAGAAGAUAGCACUAAGGCGUUUGCAAAUGCAUGGGCUGCAGCUUGUAAAGCUCCAUCUGCAACUUUGUUGGUGCCGGGAAGUAAGACAUUUCUAGUGAACGGUUUAGUUUUUCAGGGACCUUGUGCACCAGGCUUCACUUUUCUUGUGGAGGGAACUAUAGUUGCACCUCCAGACCCAGCAAAUUGGAACAAUCGGUUGACAUGGUUUUAUUUUCAAAAACUUCAACAAUUUACUCUCUCUGGAAAUGGUACUAUUAAUGGACAAGGGCAAGCAUGGUGGCUUCAAUGCCGUACAAAAAAUAUUCAUCACGCAUAUUGUACAGAUACUAACAGACCAACGGCCAUUCAAUUCAAUGACUGUAGUGGGUUGGAAAUAAGCGGACUAUCAAUUGUGAACAGCCCUCUCUUUCAUAUGACUUUUGAUGAUUGUAUGGAUGUCAAAAUGCUUUCCCUUAAAAUUAUAGCACCAGGAGACAGCCCCAAUACUGACGGAAUUGACAUAUUUACAUCCAAAAACUUUAUCAUAAACGACACCAGCAUUGGCACAGGGGACGACUGCAUUGCCAUCGGCGAGGGAUCUUCUAAUAUCACCAUUACGUCUGUGACCUGUGGUCCAGGUCAUGGAAUAAGCAUUGGAAGCCUUGGGAAAGGAAACUCACAAGCAGACGUUUCUGAUGUGAAAGUACUUGGUGCCAAAUUGAUAGAAACCCAGAAUGGUCUCAGAAUCAAGACAUGGCAGGGAGGUUCUGGCAUGACAAAAGCUAUAUCAUUUGAGGACAUUCAAAUCGUAAAUGCAGGCAACCCAAUAGUGAUAAAUCAAUACUAUUGUGAUUUACCUUAUUCUUGUCCUAAUCAGACCUCUGCAGUUAAAAUCAGCAAUGUAAGCUACAACAAUAUUCAUGGCACAUCAGCAUCAGAAAUAGCCCUGAAACUUGAUUGCAGUGAAAGUGUGCCUUGCACAGGCAUUACUUUGAGUGAUAUAAGUUUGACAUUGGCUUCGGGGGGUAAAGCUUCUUCUUUUUGUCAAAAUGCAGAGGGAGUAGCCAUUGGAACUGUCAACCCUCCGAGCUGCCUGAGCACAUAAUGAUUCUAUUCAUAUUUCUAGUAGUGUAGUGAAUCAAAGUUCACUACCUAAUUUCAAUAAUGAUCAGAAUGCAAGAAUUAGACUACUAUUUUAGGAUUUUGUUGUUCGACCAUUCCAUCAAUAAAAAGAACCUGUUUUAUCCUUAUAUUUGGAGAGACAAUAUUACAUUUCUCCAAGAAACUACAUAUAUUUUUUACAUAGAGGGAAAAUCUUUGAAAUUUUAAAGACUCUGGAGAUUGUGUGUUUAAGUGCACUUGCCUAGUUUUAUAUAUUUAUGUAAUAACUAACUAUUCAUGGAGUUUGUACUUAGAUGACUAAGGGAAGAGGAGGCAGUAGCCUUAUGAUGGUGA